AUGUGGCCCGUUCCGGGGUCCCCAUCCGGGAAGACGGCAAUGGCCAGCGCAGCGGAGUUUGCAGGUAAUGGCUUUUAUACUUCGCUGCCAAGUCAUUGUUUGACCACCUCUUGCUCUCUUCUAUCCUUCACGUGGUUGUGCGAAAAGAGCCCUCCGAGGAAGUCGGUCGACUGGAAUACGCAGCACGUGGCCAAGCCAGCGCAACCUGUGCAGUGUGAUCACUUCAUCUACCGAGGUUCUGUCAUGUCGGACCGUUUGGGCAGAUCACGCACUUUCGGAAAAGGCACUGUGAUCUACGCAACCGACGGGGCUUUGAACUCUCUUGCUGUGAAUUCUAAAGCUGAGUUACUGGCCACCGCCGGAAGGAAUACCUUCCACGUAUUCUCCAUCCACCCAGACAAGUUCCUCUCUAUUCCUCGAGCCAAGUCCACUUCACGUCUUUUUGUCCCACCCAACGAUUCAGUUGUUAAUGGCCUAGAUCAUAACUCAUCUUUGGGCAGUCCACUGACGGCUCAGUCUUCGCAAGUAUCCUGUCCCCGGGCUCAUAGUGUGACCGAUGUCACCUGGUCUUGUGCAGAUAAUGUGCUUGCUACGGGCUCGAGUAAUGGUGCGAUAACGCUUUGGGAAGUCGGUUCAGCUAUCACGCAACGUAGCCCUUACCCCCCGUAUUACCUACCAAUCUUCAUACUACCAUACUACUUACUUUCAUCGGAUGGACAAAUUAAAGCACCCGUCAGUAAAACGAUAUUUGAAGAAGACGGCUCAGUAGUUCAUCCACAAAAACGCCGACUGUGCAGAUGUACCGAACACUCCGAAGAACAGUUUGGCUGGACUUUAGCAACACGGCUUCUGGAGGCAGUGAAUGCGGACGAAUGGAAUGUGAGACUUUAUUGUCCCCCAAAGGAAGAUUUAGAGUACGAAAGCGACACUCGCGAAUCCAACCCCGGUACAUCACCUCGAACUUUCAUUCAACGCGCGGCUGUACCUAGCCCAGUUCGAGAUGUCACCUACUGCCCUCGUAACAGUUAUCUGUUUGCUGCAGCUCAAGAGAAUGGCACACUGUCCAUCUGGGACACUCGUCAAUCUGGUCGUCCAUACCUUGCCUUCCAGGGACACUCCUGUUCCAUAGCGUCUCUUGAUUGGCUUCCAAGUUGGCCAGGAAUCAGUCGAAAUUGGCUAGCCACUGCGGGUGCUGUGGACCAUCUCAUCAAAGUUUGGAAUUUCAGUCAGCUUCCUUCUGGUCAAUCUGCUUGUCCGCCAGUGGUCUACACAGUUCGCACAAGCAAUGUCAGUCGGGUUCGAUGGAGACCGGGAGUUCCCACUCAGCUAGUCUCCAGUUGCAAUCAAACAUUCGACCUCAGUGCCUACCUGUGGGAUCUUAAAAGACCCUAUCUUCCGUACGCUGCAUUUGAGGAACACAAGAGCAUCGUAACGUCUAUAUCAUGGUGUCCUGCCGAAACAGACUAUUUCUACACUGUCGGACGUGAUGGCCUGCUUAUCCGCCACUGUGUGGCAGAUGGUGUUCGCCCCGCGGAAAGCGCCUCUCCAGUUGCCCUUGCCUUCAGUCCACGGGGAAAUUUAGCCCAUGCCGUCAGUCGGGAUCGAGUGUUGGCCGUACAACCGCCACCGGUUGUGGACGAAACCAACGUGGUUACACAGUCUAUAUAUUAUCCACCUCGGCGGACCCCCAGCAACCUACUAAACUCCACUACCGUCUCCACCUUGAACCCAACGGAUGCCCCACCUGGAUUCUACGCAGCCCCAUCUGUUGGAUCUUCGGACCAGCUGGGUUUGGCCAAUCUUCCUGAAAUGGGUUCCACACGAUCUGCAGAACUCUUUAUCAGUCAAGCACAAAGCUUGCUUUUCUGCUUUGAGCCCUCGUUUGAGGGGGAUUCCGUUCUUAUACAACAAGUGACGGAAGUUGGCAAAAGCCGCUUGCGCUUUGGUUAUCCGCGCGUUAACCUCAUCUGUUAUAGUGCAACAAAGGUAGAUGAACCGUCGUUGGUGCACGCGGAUUGGAUAAAUGCUGGCAACGCUCUCGUUCCCGAUCUGAUCAUGGCUCUUGCCAAGCAUUAUCGAUUUGUUGGACCAAGCGUGGAUUGGCUUGUUCAAUUUUGGUCAAUGCUGCGAGCCAUCUAUGGCACCAACACGAACUUUGCUGGGAGACGCAAAACAGCCAGUCUGCGUAGUUCAUCUGGCCCAAGCGCUGCCAAGCCGUCAGAGAAUAUUGCUGGGUCACAGAAUUCAGCGGCUGUCAUGUCACAGACACAAAAGUCUUCGAACGUGCGAUCGGGUUCGAAAAAACCACGCGAGCCUACUAAAGCCACUGGGAACCCAUUGAAUAUGCACGCAGCUUCCGUCAAUGCCAACGAACAUCGUUCGGUAAAGUCAGGCAAUGUGUUUUUGACUGAUGUACUCCGCGCAGUUGGGAUUCGUCCUGGUUCCUUGGAAUCCCCUGUGGGCCGCGCCACAUCUGUUGGAGUCAACCAACACGCUGAAGGUAAUGACUUUGAUGAAGGAUGGCAACCGGAUGCUAUCAAUUCUGAGAUGUGCGUUCCGGCCAGCCCCGAUCAGCGCGACCGUUAUCCUUCCAGCUCCAGGUUUGCAUCGGAUUUGCACAUUCCGAGCAACAAAAACUCACUAUCUCAGCCAGAACAAGUCAUGGGAUCUCAGGAAUUGGAAACGACAGCUGUUGUUUCCAAUACAAUUCCUAUUAGACAUCGGGCCGCGUCGAUUUCCAAAACUAGUCGGUCGCCUGGUUCUUCACAUUUGCUUGGAAUGUCCGCUUCCUCUGCACACACUUGCGAUAGUUUGGGAGAGCCGGUGGACUUUCUGUUUCAUUAUCCGAAUCACAUACCUCUGCAAGAUCCUUCUCUUCUGGAUGGACCAUGUAACGGGCAGCAGUUAUCUCACAGCGCACACCUGAGUUCGGGCGUCAACACGCGAGGAGAGAAAGAAACAAGCUACAUGCAUGAAAUUUGUGAACCUGAUGAUCCGGUUCCUUUGGAUGGUGGGUACAUACCAGACGAGGCGUUUCACGUUCGGCAUCCGUUCGAACGACAUCUGCAGGUUUCGCUCGAACCCAGAGAUGAAGAUGCUGCGAGCAAGCACGCGGCUGAGGAAGAAGGGUACGAGGCAAUGGGUGCUAGAUAUGACACAUCCAUACCGACCAAAUCGGCAACUUCGAAAACCCAUAGGAAUUUUUCCGGACUUCACAGAGCUGAGCGUGCUAUGCUGGAUUGGAUCCCAGUGAACAGUCGCCUUGGCGUCGUCCGGUUAUCGAGCUCAAUCAAGCUCAGUGCCUCUGCAAAUAAAAAGCGGUGCCUGUUUGUAGUGUCGGCUUAUGUUCCAACGGACUGCAGCUCCGAUGCUAGAAUGAUACUUUCUAUCGAGCGUUAUUCCAGUCUCAUUCGUCAAGCAAGAAUCACUGACAUUUCCACUGACAACAUUGCAUUUACGCAUCAAUUACGUCAGCUCCCGCCUCCAAUGCGCAGCUACCUACCACACCCCUCCAAAUCAUCGAUGAACGAAACUGUGGCUGGUAAUGAUGAUGAUGCUAGUCUCAGGCUUUUUGUGGCUCACGUCGUUGCUUCGAACCUCUUCACACACUUUAGUGCAGGCGUGCACAAAGACGCCGUUGAUUCAACGAUUGUCAACGAAUCUCGAGUGAACAAACCAGUGACAGAUGCCCAUGCUGACACCGGUGUCCAUCUGUUGGCUCCUUUCAACUCCGCUUUGGGUCCGUCACCGCGGCAUGCAGCGGAGUUAGGGACUCUUCAAUUGCCAGACGCUUCGUCUCUUGUUGUUCAGUGGUUAUACGAGUUGGUUGAGGCAGGUCACGUUCAGACUGUGUGCACUGCCCUAUUGGCUCUUGGCUCUGAACGUUUACGCAUCACAGAAUGGAUUACUGAGGCACGCAUCUCCAGUUGGUUCAUGGCCUAUCUGGCGGAGGCUGAAUCAGAUACCUACAAGAGCACAACCAUGGGGCUCUCUGACAGCAAACAGGAGUCUAGUAUUCGAACUCGUUGGAAAAGCGGUAGUACGGGUGGAGCCACAAGUCUGCUCAACUCCACAUCAAUGAGUGCUCUGGCGCCAGACGUUUCUUCGGCCAAUCAGACCUCCACCACAUUGUCCAUUCAUUGCGGUCGCUGUUCGAAACGUUUUGUUGCCACUGAGGCGACCCAGCUGGCUACCGGACACGCCGGUUGGGCUUGCUCACGGCACGCGAGCACAGCCGACGCAAUCAACGCCACAUGCGCUUUAUGCCACCAGACAGUUCGUGGAUUGUUUGUUUGGUGUCGGGGAUGCAGCCACGGCGGCCAUUUGGAACACAUGCAAUUCCGUGUGAUCGCACGGCCACAGAGAAUCACGAGACUCGUUGGACGGGACUACCGCAACCCACACUACUGGGCCAGCAUUCUGCUCACCGUUGUUCUCGUGUGCGGACGUUGGCACUGCACUAUGCUGUGUCUCAAGAUUACCAAAAGGGAUACUGAAAAUUUCAUCAACUGUGCCGGUGUGGUCAAGAGAGAAUGCGAGCGCUUUCAGCUCAGCUCCAUGAUGGAGGAUCAAUUCAAGUGUCUCAUCUUCGUGGCUGGUCUUCAAUCGCCACACGAUGCAGAUAUUCGGCCCCGACCUGAAGGUUCAAACAAAUUGGAAACUUUCAUACGUUACAUUGACCACACAGUGUAUGACUUCAAUGCAGAACGUAACGACUACGAUUCUGCGGUGACCUUACUGGAAAAACUUUACAUUCGCCCGAAAAACAUCCUGUAUGCACGCCAUCUUUUACCUACAUUUAAACAAGAACCUGGUCAAGAUGUCGACCAGUUCGUUCAAAAACUGAAGUCAAUUACUAAAAACUGUAAAUUCAGAGCAGUAUCUGCUGUGGAACAUACAAACGAAGCAGUUCGGGAUGCCCUGAUAACCGGACUGCAGUCGAAUACCAUUCGGGAGGAACUGCUAGCAUGGCAUGAAUUAGACCUUGAAAAGGCCCAUGAAGCCGCACGAGCUCUCGAACUUGCACAAACAGUCACAAUCAUAAACGACUUGAAAUCCUGGAAUUCUAACGCAAGCGCCAUCAAAUUGGAUGUAGCUGCUACAAAGCAGUGGUCGCUGGAUCGCAACUUUCCUCUGAAUGACGAAAAGUGCAUCCAUGUGUGA
Messenger RNA from Opisthorchis viverrini, 5163 nucleotides. RefSeq lists its product as hypothetical. The transcript has 25 exons. Gene Ontology annotation, biological process: positive regulation of TOR signaling. Gene Ontology annotation, molecular function: protein binding. NCBI's taxonomy places the organism in Eukaryota, Metazoa, Platyhelminthes, Trematoda, Opisthorchiida, Opisthorchiidae. Bases 1 to 5163 code for a protein of 1720 amino acids. The record is from RefSeq and is a predicted model, not a curated record.